AUGUCGAACAACAUGUCUUCUAACCCUACCGCCUUCAACUUCUCCCUCGCGAGCGCGGAACAGACCAGUGUCAUGAUCCAGAAGUGCCCUCUCCUCCAGAGGGUCGCGAGUUCUUGGGGCAACACUCCCGCCGACUGGUUCCCCAACGGCGUCAACAACAUCAGCGACAUCUCCAAGCUCCCAAACGCAACCAAGCAGCUCCUCGCCCAACUCGCCGAGAAGAGCGGCCCGGCAGGCCGUGCCACCUCUCUGAGCCUCAUGGCCGAAUCAGCCCAGCGCAGCAGGCCCCGCGGCAACCAGGCGCACCGCAUCCACCCAGCCGACAUCAAACACGCGCUCACGCACUUCACGGCCGACAGCAACCAGCCCGAGUCCGCUGCGCCCUUCGUCCACCGCGGCAUCCGCCGCCCGCGCUCGCCCUCGACGGACACCUCUUCCGACUCCGACGAGGAGCCUGCUCCCCAGCGCCGCCGCCUCGAGCAGGCUACCACCAAAGGAGCCGCGGCUACCGCUUCCAAGUCGGCGGCUCCACUGGACGAGCGCAGUCUGCUGGCGUUGAAGGACCUGGUCAUUUCUGGUCACGAAGACAAGCUGAAGAAGCUGCAGGAGGAGAACGACAAGCUGGCGGCUGAGAACGCGCGUCUGAAUGCGGAGAAUGCCCAGGUCGCCAAGCUUGCCGGCACGUUCUGCUCAGCCUGGCAGAUGGCCGCCCUGAUCAACGGCAAGCAGAGGGACAGGGCGUCGGCGCCGCCGCCGCUCAAGAGCGAGGAUAUCGAUGGUGCGCUUGCUGCGUUCGAGGGCGUCAAGGACAAGCUGGCGCCAUUCCUGCCUGAGGGCCUGCGCACUGUCGACGGCUUGGGAGCGCAGUUCGACCGCCUCGUUGCCGACGCCAUGGAAUUCGAGGACGAUGAGGGCGACUGCGAUGACAUGGUUGAUGACGUCGAGGAUGAGGAGGAGGAGGUUUGGGGCUAUGCCUCUGACCCGGAAGAUGAAGACAUGGAUGACGACGACAGUGGCAACGGCGGGUUCCCGUUGCGUCUGUUCCGGGAUGAGCUUGCCAGGGCGAAGAAGGGGACGGAGAAGCAGUGGGUGGUGGAUGAGGAUGAGGAUGACGAGGCGGAGGAAAUGGAUGACGAGUAG
This is a messenger RNA of Lasiodiplodia theobromae, 1140 nucleotides long. RefSeq lists its product as uncharacterized. The record is from RefSeq and is a predicted model, not a curated record. NCBI's taxonomy places the organism in Eukaryota, Fungi, Ascomycota, Dothideomycetes, Botryosphaeriales, Botryosphaeriaceae. Bases 1 to 1140 code for a protein of 379 amino acids. The transcript has a single exon.